Molecule: messenger RNA, 1374 nt
Organism: Sesamum indicum (sesame)
Lineage: Eukaryota; Viridiplantae; Streptophyta; Magnoliopsida; Lamiales; Pedaliaceae
Source: RefSeq, a predicted model, not a curated record
AUGGCGGCUAAUAAUCAACAAUUCGGUAGUAGAAACGACAACCCCCCACAAAGGGUAAACGAGGUAAGUACUUCGAUUGAUGAACGUUUAGAUAAACUUACUUCUCUUGUUGAAAAAUUUAUAGGGGGAAGCAUUCAACAAGUCAAAACUUGUGGGAUAUGUACAUAUUCGGGACAUUACACCGAUGCUUGUCCUACACUUCACGAAGAAUCAACCGAACAUGCUGACACUGUCGGUGGAUUUUUUGGGCAACAACAAAGGAGACAUGACCCAUUUUUCAAUACCUACAACCCUGGAUGGAGAGAUCACCCAAAUUUGAGGUAUGACAAUCAACCUCAAAACUUUCAAAGAGUUCCACACCAACCACCACCACCACCACCUCAAACCAAUCCCAAUAAUGGUACGCCCUUGGAGGAUAUCGUGAAGACACUCGCCUUGAGCACCCAACAAUUCCAACAAGAAACUCGCUUGAGCAUACAAAAUUUGGAAUCUCAAAUGAGCCAUCUGGCCUCCUCCGUUAGCCGUUUGGAGUCUCAAGGUAAGUUUUCCUCCCAAACUAUUAUUAAUCCUAAACAAAAUGUUAGUGCUAUUACCUUGUGCAGUGAAAAAGAGCUACAACUCGAAAAUAGCACUAGGCGUGGGCACGCACAACAGGGCAAAACAGAGGAUGCAUUCGAAAUUCCUCCAAAAGAAAUUGAAAAACCCAACCAAGUCAGCGAGGACAAUUCCAAGGUGUUCAUGUCCAAACCCCCCUUCCCAGAGAGAUUAUCCAAGUCCAAAGAGGAGGAAGAGGAAAAGGAGAUUCUUGAAACUUUACUCAAAGUUGAGGUAAAUAUUCCCCUACUUAAUGCAAUUAAACAAGUACCUCGCUAUGCAAAAUUUCUCAAGGAAUUGUGCACCAACAAAUCCAAAUUGAGAGAUAAUGAAAGGGUAAGUAUGGUAGAAAAUGUAUCUGCCAUUUUUCAACAAAAACUACCUCCUAAAUGCAAUAAUCCAGAUACGUUUUCUAUCCCUUGCAAAAUUGGAAAGAUUGGAAUAGAAAAAGCAAUGUGUGAUUUGGGUGCUUCUAUCAAUAUUAUGCCUCUUACCAUUUAUGAAUCUUUAAAUGUUGGCCCAUUGAAAAAAACGGGGGUUAUUCUUCAACUUGCUGAUCAUUCCGUAGUUUACCCCAAAGGAGUUCUUGAGGAUGUACUUGUGCAAGUUAAUGAAUUGGUUUUUCCUGUUGAUUUUUAUGUGCUUGAUAUAAGGGGGGAUAUUUCUCCUAAUUCUACAUCCAUCUUGCUAGGAAGACCAUUUCUUAAAACCUCAAAAACCAAAAUUGAUGUUGAUGCCGGAAUUCUCUCUAUGGAAUUUGAUAAUGAGAACUUGCUUUGA